AAAAAAAACAAUAACGAAAAACACCGGGGUGCGCCAUUAACCGGGAGAGAAGCGUCAGUGUAUUUAUUUAUUGUCCAAAAUGAACAUCUUGAGCCCCAAAAAAGAUGGGAGCCCCAACGCCAAAUUCUUCGAGUCACCUGAGACUAUUUCUCUUUUGGAUGGAGUCAAAACUUGGCUCCAGAAGAAUGCGAAGAAGUACAUUCAAACAGAUCCUCCGACCAACAAGGGACUUUCGUCUCUUCUAAUAUCACUUGUACAGUUUCAAGAAGACAAUUUUGGUAAAAACACUCAGAAACCACAGCACACUCGCCUUCCUAUGAAGCUUUUUCUCGAUAUGAAACCUGGUGGUGCACUUUGUCAUAUUCUUUCAACGAUGUAUAAGUUUAAAAGUGAACAAGGAUGGCGUCGCUUUGACUUGCAGUCUCCAUCACGUUUAGAGCGGAAUAUUGAGAUGAUGGGACAAGUAGAGAAAGCAUUAAAUGCAUCUAAAGUGUUUUCUCCUCCUAAUGUCUUUGUGAGACCAGAUGUUGACAAGCAGACAGCUCAGAAAGUUAAAGAAGUUGUUAAAAAACAUCAGGGAAAUAUCACAGAAAAUGAGUCGGAAGCCUCACACAUUGUCUACCCUAUUUGUGAUCCUUUGGAUGAAGAGUAUGCUCGCCCAGUUCUUCGCCGGGACCGAAUGGUUAUGAUGCAUUGGUACUAUUUCCCGGACAGCUAUGAUUCGUGGAAUAGUGUUGAGCUACCCGUGGAUCCUCCUGAUUCACCAGCCCCACACACUGAAGCGUGGAGGGUUGGUGCUAACUGGGCCAUUGAAAUGGAGCAGUACAAUGAAUGGAUGAAUGAAGAAGACUAUGAAGUUGAUGAGGCUGGCAAAAAGAAAGUUCAUAAGUUACGCAUCUCUGUUGAUGAUGUAAUGAGUUUAUCUGAUCCGUCAAACAAGAAAGGCAAGCCGAAGCGUAAACGUUCACCUAGCCCUCCACCGAAAGGCAAGAGGAAAAGUGGUCGCAGCCCUGCUGUUGUUGUUGGCAAAAAACACAAAGGGGAUAAUGAUGAUGAUGAUCUGACCAAGGAUAUGGAUGAUCCUCCUGCUGAGCCAAAUGUGUCUGAAGUUAAUGUUAGCAAGCCAGCGCUUUCUUCCAAGAAAGAUAGUGACCUUCAGCCUGUUAAGGGUGGAACAGUUCAUGAUUUAGAUGAUGAUGGUGACAAGAACGAGGACAGCCAAAUGGGAAAAGCUUCAGACACCCAAGAAGGAACUUUGAAAGAUGACCAAGAGGACAAUGUGACUGAGCAAACUCACCACAUAAUAAUUCCAAGCUAUUCAGCAUGGUUCGAUUACAAUGCUAUUCAUACUGUUGAGAAGAGAGCUCUUCCAGAAUUUUUCAAUGGCAAGAACAAAAGCAAGACACCUGAAAUCUAUCUGGCUUACCGCAACUUCAUGAUUGAUACAUACAGACUAAACCCCACUGAGUAUAUAACUAGCACAGCUUGCAGGCGGAACCUGGCUGGUGAUGUGUGCGCCAUCAUGCGCGUUCAUGCUUUCUUAGAGCAGUGGGGUCUUAUCAACUACCAGGUGGAUGUUGACAGCCGACCCACUCCCAUGGGUCCUCCGCCCACCUCCCACUUCCAUGUUUUGGCAGAUACACCGAGUGGAUUGCAGCCUGUUAACCCACCUAAAACUCCACAACCAUCUGCUGCUAAAACUCUUCUGGAUAUGGACAAAAAAGAAAUUCCUAAGAAAUCUGAUGCAGAUCCAGGAAGCAUUUUCGGUCUAAAACUUGACCAGUAUGCUCGGAAACCAGCAGCACUGCGCAACAAGACUGCUGCUAGUAUGACCCGUGACUGGACUUAUCAGGAAACUCUUCUGCUGCUUGAAGGUCUUGAACUCUACAAGGAUGACUGGAACAAAGUUUGUGAACAUGUUGGCAGCAGGACACAAGAUGAGUGCAUCUUGCACUUCUUGCGUUUACCUAUUGAAGACCCUUACCUCGAGGACCAUGAAGCUGGAGGUGCUCUUGGUCCCUUGGCGUACCAACCCAUUCCGUUCAGUAAGGCUGGAAAUCCUAUCAUGUCCACUGUUGCUUUCUUGGCAUCAGUAGUUGAUCCACGAGUUGCUGCAUCUGCUGCAAAGGCUGCCAUGGAGGAGUUUGCCAACAUCAAGGAUGAAGUGCCCGCUAAUGUUAUAGAGCAACACUUGAAGAGUGUUGAGGCAGCUGUUGCAGAGGGAAAGACUGAUCCUGUUGCUGGCCUUCUUAUGACUGGUAUUGCUGGUACAGAACCUGAGAAAGAUGAAGAAGAGAAAGAGAAGAAAGAUGGGGAAAAAUCAAAGGAUGAUAAGGACAAGAAAGAUGGUGAAGAUGGAGAUAAGGAAGGUAAGGAAAAAGAUGAGAAAGAUAGCAAAGAGGAGGACGAAAAGAGUGAGAAAGAUGGAAAGGAAGAUGCAAAGGACAAAGAAUCUGAGUCUGAGGUUGAUAAAGCAGUCAAGAGUGCUAAAGAGGAUAAGGAAAAGGAUGUUAAGGAUACCAAGAAGGAAGAGAAGGAUACAGAUAAGGAUGUAGAAAUGAAAGAGGUAGAGAAAAAAGAUUCAGAAAAAGAUGCUGAAAAAGAGAAGGAUGAGCCCAUGGAUAUUGAUAAGAAGGAAGGAGAUGAGGAUGAAGAAAAGAAGGAAAAGGAUGAGGAAAAAACUAAAGAUGUUCCAGCUAAGCCUAAGAUUGUUAAAGAUGCUCAAUUACAGUCAGCUGCAGCUGCUGCUCUUGCUGCUGCAGCAGUGAAAGCCAAGCAUCUGGCAGCUGUUGAGGAACGUAAGAUCAAAUCCCUUGUUGCUUUACUUGUGGAAACACAAAUGAAGAAGCUUGAAAUUAAACUAAGACACUUUGAAGAGUUAGAGAGCACUAUGGAAAGAGAAAGAGAGGGCCUAGAGUACCAGCGUCAACAGCUAAUUACAGAGAGACAACAGUUCCACCUUGAACAGUUGAAGGCAGCUGAAUUCAGGGCAAGACAGCAGGCUCAGCAGAGACUGCAAAUGGAACAUGAUCAAGGAGGUAUACCGCCGGCUUCACCUUUGACUCAGCAACAGCAGCAAAUGCAGCAAACCGCUCCUCACCCACCUGCACCACAUUUGCAACCACCCCACCCACAGCAGCAACCUUCACCGCAAGCAACGUCAGCUUAAGUGUGGUUAUGAUUAUGUAAAUUGUCUUGUGUAUGAUGUGGUUGAAUGAGUGGUUAAAUGUAUGUUUUGCUAAGAUUUAUAAUUAGGUCCUCUCAAAUUGUGUACCUGUUGUAUUUGUCUCUCAAUAUUUGUAGCAAGUUAGAAAAGUAGUAAUUACAUUUAAUUUAGUUGUAUGAAGAUUACCUAGGUAUUUUUAACAUAGUAUUCAUGUGUGCACAUUCUUUUUAUUUUUGACCCGUCCUGUUACAGGCCAUGUAACUGUUCAGUCUUGCUUCCCAUCUUUUUCUCGAGGUCUUGAUUUCACUCUUUUUUUAGUUCCUCUGCUAAACUGUGUAGUAUAUGGUUGACCUUAAUUGUAUAAUGUAGCUUCAUAAUGCUAUAGUUUUAGAAUCAAUUUCUUCAUCAACUAAAUAUUAUAUAAGAUUGUCACUUUGUGAUAUUGUAAAUUAAAACAUUUUAUGUCUCUA
Frankliniella occidentalis (western flower thrips) is the source of this 3636-nucleotide messenger RNA. It is a transcript of the gene mor, whose product is annotated as SWI/SNF complex subunit SMARCC2. Lineage: Eukaryota; Metazoa; Arthropoda; Insecta; Thysanoptera; Thripidae. The coding region runs from base 80 to 3169 and encodes 1029 amino acids. The record is from RefSeq and is a predicted model, not a curated record. Gene Ontology annotation, cellular component: SWI/SNF complex. Gene Ontology annotation, molecular function: histone binding; DNA binding. Gene Ontology annotation, biological process: positive regulation of DNA-templated transcription. The transcript is spliced from 13 exons.